Molecule: messenger RNA, 1284 nt
Organism: Nymphaea colorata (pocket water lily)
Lineage: Eukaryota; Viridiplantae; Streptophyta; Magnoliopsida; Nymphaeales; Nymphaeaceae
Product: soluble inorganic pyrophosphatase 6, chloroplastic
Exons: 6
Coding region: 209-1096 (295 amino acids)
Biological process (GO): phosphate-containing compound metabolic process
Cellular component (GO): cytoplasm
Molecular function (GO): inorganic diphosphate phosphatase activity; magnesium ion binding
Source: RefSeq, a predicted model, not a curated record
UAUCGAAAGCGGACGCAGUUCAUCAGGAUAGGCGGCUAUCAUCGCCCCAACUGGCAAAUCGAACGGUAACAGAUUCCUCAUCAAUCCCUCCCGCUCCGGUUCGUCCCUCUCCUUGUCUUUGAUCACAUCACGUGCAGUGUCCUGUGUGUGUGGAAGGCCACGCUUGGGCUCGUUGCUCCUGCUCGGAGAGGAAGAGAGGAGUGUGGGAAUGGCGGCAGUGCGGAUGGCGACGGGAGGGGCGGCUUUUCACGCGCUGCAUGGCGGCCACAUCCAGUCGCUGAUGCUGGUGGGCCUUAAGCAGCAGCUGCCGCUUUCCUGCCGCCAGGGGCGGAGGAAUGUGAUCGGGAGGAGGUCCCUCUGCUGCAAGGCCCUUUUCCGACCAGAAGUGCUCGUCAAGGAGGAGGGCCAGCCUUCCACCCUUGACUACCGUGUCUUCUUCUUCGACAAGUCUGGCAAGAAGGUUUCACCAUGGCAUGAUAUCCCUUUGCAACUAGGGGAUGGAGUUUUCAAUUUUGUAGUUGAAAUACCAAAAGAAACUAGUGCAAAAAUGGAAGUUGCUACUGAGGAGCUUUAUACUCCCAUAAAACAGGACACCAAGAAGGGAAAACUUCGAUUCUAUCCGUACAACAUAAAUUGGAACUAUGGUUUAUUGCCACAGACGUGGGAAGACCCAUCUUUUGCAAAUCCAGAAGUUGAGGGGGCUUUUGGUGAUAAUGAUCCAGUUGAUGUUGUUGAGAUUGGAGGAAGGCAAGCAAAGAUGGGAGAGAUUCUCAAGGUCAAGCCUUUAGCAGCUUUGGCAAUGAUUGAUGAAGGAGAACUGGACUGGAAAAUAGUUGCGAUAUCACUUGAUGAUCCUAAAGCUUCACUUGUAAAUGAUGCCAAGGAUGUUGAGAAUCACUUCCCUGGGACACUCACUGCUAUAAGAGACUGGUUUCGAGAUUACAAGAUUCCGGAUGGAAAGCCUGCAAAUAAGUUUGGUCUGGGAAACGAAGCUGCAAGCAAGGAGUAUGCUCUGAAGGUCAUUGCUGAAACAAAUGAGGCAUGGUCUAAGCUGGUAAAACGAUCAAUUGAUGCUGGGGAGCUAUCACUGGUGUAAUCACACUAGGAAGGCUUGCUCAUAGCUGCUCGUAAGCGCAUAUUCAAUUUUUAUGGUGAGGAGGUUAUUUUUUGUUGAUGCAGAGCCAUAGUAGAUUCUAUGGUGUUUCACCUCAAACCUAGUCUCCAACUUCCGCACCUUUUUGUACUUCUAUAAUUAUUUAUGCAAUAAUAAUGGUUUCUUUCAAA